Triplophysa dalaica is the source of this 3804-nucleotide messenger RNA. Its product is annotated as phosphoglucomutase-1-like. Bases 314 to 2191 code for a protein of 625 amino acids. The record is from RefSeq and is a predicted model, not a curated record. The transcript is spliced from 15 exons. Gene Ontology annotation, cellular component: cytosol. Gene Ontology annotation, biological process: carbohydrate metabolic process. Gene Ontology annotation, molecular function: magnesium ion binding; phosphoglucomutase activity. NCBI's taxonomy places the organism in Eukaryota, Metazoa, Chordata, Actinopteri, Cypriniformes, Nemacheilidae.
AAAUCAUAAAUCAAGAAAUGUUAUCUUUAAGGAUCUGAGAUAUCAAAACCCCAUCAUCCACAAGUGGCCCAACGGUAUCAAAUUUGGCGUGUUUAGCCUCUGAAAUACUAAAUGACCCUGAGGGAAUAAACAAGUUCUAAAGCAAACUUAUGAAGUGUUUACAGCCCAUUCAUCCUUGGCUUAUUCACUCAACAUCAGCUCUAUUAAGCCUCUGAGUAGAUGGCUUGGCAGAAAGGGCACAUGAGUUGGCUCUCACCAGUCAUCUUCUGCAUUUGAUUCAACAGGCCUCUGGGGGCAAGUGUUUCUGACAGUGAUGCACAUGCACAUGUGUGAGAAAACGUCUUCAGUUACCAUCUGCCCCUGCCAUGUUUAUUUUUAUCCCACUCACGGCUCCAAUCCAAGACUCGGUUCUCUCUCUCUCUUAUCUGACAAAAGACCACCCAAUAACCAAUUCUCUGGUUCUUCCUCAUUUCCUCACGUCCGCGGAGCAAUGAACGAUAGUCCCUUGCAAGUGUUGACUUUCCCUACUGCUCCGUACCAUGACCAGAGGCCUGGAACCAGUGGUUUAAGGAAGAAGGUCCAUGUUUUCCGGUCUAAGAAGAACUAUCUGCACAACUUCAUUCAAUGUAUCUUCUCUUCCAUCGACCUGCGGGACAGGCAGGGCUCAACUAUGGUGGUGGGAGGAGAUGGACGCUACUUCAAUUCGACUGCCAUUCAGGUCAUAGUGCAGAUGGCUGCUGCAAAUGGGGUGGGUCGUCUUAUAAUCGGUCAGAAUGGCAUCAUGUCAACACCAGCUGCGUCUUGUGUCAUCAGGAAGAUCAAAGCUAUCGGUGGAAUAAUCCUAACAGCCAGCCACAACCCCGGAGGACCUGAUGGAGACUUCGGCAUCCAGUUCAAUACUGCCAAUGGAGGUCCUGCACCAGAGUCUGUGACAAACAAAAUCUUUCAAAUAAGCAGAUCUAUAGAGGAAUAUGCCAUCUGUCCUGAACUCAGACUAGAUCUGGCAACCAUUGGCAAACAAUCCUUUGAUCUCGAAAACAAAUUCAAACCUUUUACAGUAGAAAUUGUGGAAGCGGUUGAAUCCUAUGCCAACUCUUUGAGGAAUAUCUUUGACUUUGCUGUUCUGAAGGAGUUGCUCUCAGGAGAAAACCAUAUACAGAUCCGUUUAGAUGCCAUGCACGGAGUGGUUGGGCCGUACAUAAAGAAGAUCCUGUGUGAGGAGCUGGGCUGCCCUGCAAACUCAGCCAUUAACUGUGUACCUCUGGAGGACUUUGGAGGACGUCAUCCAGACCCAAACUUGACCUAUGCUGCUGACCUUGUUGAGACAAUGAAGAGUGGGCAAUAUGACUUUGGCGCUGCUCUUGAUGGUGAUGGUGACCGUAAUAUGAUCCUUGGGAAGCAUGGCUUCUUCGUAAACCCAUCAGACUCUGUCGCUGUCAUUGCCGCAAAUAUCUUCUGCAUCCCUUACUUCCAGCACACAGGUGUAAGAGGCUUCGCUAGAAGUAUGCCCACCAGUGCAGCUCUUGACAAGGUGGCUAAAGCCACAAAGAUCCAACUAUAUGAGACACCAACAGGCUGGAAGUUCUUCGGGAACCUGAUGGACGCAGGUCGUGUUUCGCUUUGUGGGGAGGAAAGUUUUGGCACAGGUUCAGAUUAUAUACGUGAGAAGGACGGGCUUUGGGCCGUGCUGGCAUGGCUUUCUAUUAUAGCCACAAGGAUGCAAAGUGUAGAAGAUAUCAUGACAGAACACUGGAGAACCUACGGCAGGAACUACUAUACCAGAUUCGACUAUGAGGAUGUGAAUUUGGAUGCAGCUGUGGAGAUGAUAUUGGAUCUUGAGCUGAUGAUUUCUGACAAGGCAUUCAUUGGGCAAAUAUUUACUGUGGGGGGGAAGAAAUACCAGGUGGAGACAGCAGAUAAUUUUGAGUACAGUGAUCCUGUGGAUGGAACCAUAUCAAGAAACCAGGGCCUGCGGAUCAUUUUCACAGGAGGUUCACGCAUAAUAUUUCGUAUCAGUGGCAGCGAUACUUUUGGAGCCACAGUUCGUUUGUACAUCGACAGUUACGAGACAGAUGUAAACAAGAUAUUUCAAGACCCACAGGUGGCGCUGGCGGAACUCGUAACUAUUGCCCUGCAGCUUUCACAGAUCCAUGAAAGAACCGGGCGAAGUGGGCCUACUGUUAUUACAUGAUUACUUUUAUAAUAGCCUUUUUAUUCACCUGUUUUUUAAAGGGGAAAACAAAACUGUAAACAUUUUCUUCACUAUAUUACCUGUUCUUUUGUCAGCGUUUACUGAUCAGAGCAUAGCUUUCCCAAGCCCUGCACCGCAAAAAGGGCGUGGCUUAUUAUGUGCGUACGCCACGUUGAGGUUACCAAGCAACGUUCAAGAGUACACAGACUCAUAAACAAGGGCUAAUCUUGCAAGAAAUGACAGUCAAAUAAUCGAAUAAGUCUUUAAAAGUCGUUCACCCAUUUCUAAAGAAGCUGACAUGCUGUCCUCUGCUCCAUCAACACAAAUCAAGAACAACCUGGUGAACAACAGGCUGGAGAGUGAGAAUAACGUUUGUUUUUCAACAAUCCUGACACACAUAUCACAUUAAGGGAAUAAUCUUAACACUUUCCAUCACAGAUGCUGUUACAGAUAUUUGUCUGGACUCAGAACAGAGGCAAGACCACAAAACUCGCUUUGCUAGCUUUAUCUCUGUGUAUUCUCAUGUUUUUCCUUUCUUUCAUUUCUAAUAGUUUGAUAGUCAUAAAAAUCCACAUGCACUGUAUAAAAGUAGCCUGUUAUUUUUUACAAGACAUGUAUGUAGAAUUCACUUUGAGGAGUAUAUCAACUUUUGGAUGAAGAUUGCCACCACUAACUCUGAGGUUUUGAUGACAAGAAAAAGCCUAGAUGAACUCAUGAGAGACACCGAGAGGUUUGCAACCCCACAUGGCAAUGAACCAUGUGAUCUUAUUGAAGCACAACGUAGCACCUUGAAAUGGCACAGUCAUGUUGAGAAACAUCAAAACAAAGGCAAAAGGAAACAUAAUCGUGUGGAAAACAUGAGAAGGCUCUAUAUGCAAAGCAAAGAUCCAGAAUUGCUGGCUCCGGUUCAGGACCCAGAUGGGAUGGAACACUGGGAGCAAGAAAUGGAUGAGCUGGUGAAAUGGACUAACUCUCUCUCUUUGAAGGAACUGGAUGAUCCAUGAAAUUUCAUUUGUUUAUAAAAUCACAUUUGAACUUAUUUUUCAACAUAUUGGAUGAUACACUGAGGUUUAUAAUCUGUAAAUCCUUUUGUCUAAAAAAUAUUUAACAACAAAAUAAUCCACCCACUUGCCAUUUUUAAGAUUUUACAGUUUAUUAAGCAAAAUACCAAAUAUUUUUUUAAAAAUUUGAAUUUCUUAAAGAAACAAUGAUGAAAGGUAAACUACUGUACAGUAGAAGUAAAAACAUGAACUUCAUUAUAAAGCCGCAUUUGGUAAAAGCAUGUUAAUAAAAUGAUUUACUGUAAAAACUCCAGUAAACUGUACCAAAUAUGUAUGCUUUUAAAACUCUUCUUUCAGAAGUCAUAAUUUAACUUCAAAACAUAAUAUUGCAUUUAUAUGAGGGUAAAACUGAUCAAUAGCGCUUUUUAGGAAUUUGAUUUUAUUAAAUGUAAUGUGGGAAAGGACUGUUAAAACCCUGAAAUACUUUUGUAAUGUAACGGUACUCUGAAGCAUAUUGACAAAAUGUUAUAUGCUCUCCUACUUGUAAGUCGCUUUGGAUAAAAGCGUCUUCCAAAUGAAUAAUGUGAAUGUAAUAAAUGUUAAUACAUAACA